AUGGGAAGGGAACAAGGAACAAGUGCAACACUGAGUUGCUUACUCACGCACACACAUAACCGCGUGCCAAGAGAGCGACACACAAACAGGAGCCGGAGUGACGACCAGCUGUUGUUGUAUGGCAUAGCGGUACAUUUGGGAUCCAACGAUACUACGUAUGCGUCGCGAGGCCGACGGACAGCGGGCUCCGGUGAGCCGCCCGACGACACCUACAACGACGGAGUGCGUCGCAUAAGGAGCGCACACAGCUGUGAGCAGCUGCGUUACCUGGUCCACCGAAUUCAAUGGAGGAGCAAUUGCAGUGAUGAGGUGCCGGUGGCCCUCGCGCUCGGAAGCCAAACCAGCGAAAGUGGCCGUCUCAGUAAGAAGAUAAAUAUUAAUAAGUGCCUCGUGGAAAGCCCACAACAGCAACUACCAUUGGACUUCUACAGCUAUUUGCAACUGGCCAACGGCUAUUACGAGCGGGGGUUGCAGGCCAACAUCAAGUACCUGCAAUCGAUUGGCCAGCGGGGGCAUAAUGCAAUAAGGCCGUCGUCGGGUUUGUUCUUGGACGUAGUGCAGCGCGACGAGAGUCCGGUUCAAAAGUUGAGCGUUCGCCUGGUGACGCUGCUCGAGAAUCUGCGACGCAAGGCGGCCAAGGAACAGGGCGGCGACCCGGGAAUUUGGGUAAACAUAAGGUCGGUCAAACGAGAGGGACAAGAGAAGAAAGAAAGUACUAAAAAGGAGCUGGAAGAGGAGCCAACAAAGCAGCUAGAUAGCAUGUGUGAUUAUUAUGCUCCAGACUGUACAACUACAGAAAUAAGUGGACCCACAGGUACAUCAGCCGGAGGAGUCACUCUCGCCAAAUCCCUCGCCACUUCAACAAGCGAAGCUGCUUUACUUCAAGCCACAAUCACAUCCCCUGAACAACGACGUCUUUAUGAGAUUAUCGACAAUCUAAGUCACUUGAGUUUAGGAGAUUCGAGUAGGCGCAGACAACAGCUAACACUGUCCCUGCCCCAAAUCACUCUAACCGAUUGCACCGCUCAACAGGUGGCGCUCCACAGCGCCACCUUCGACAUUGUCACACUGCAGAUACCCGACGAAGCCAGACCACCGAACCUCAAAAAGAAAACAACGUAGAAUCAAUAUAUAGAGGAACAAUCGGCAAUUGAAUCGAAUAGAAUCGCAUUAAAUCGAAUCGAACAAACUGAAAGCGAUAGCGAAACCUAUAACAGAACGGAACAGAUCCCAAAGGCGCGUGCACGUCAGCGGAAAUAUAUAUAGAAUAUGCUAAGUAAAAAAUAAAACAAUAGCAAAGCUCGAGCUCUCAAACAAUGGUUGUUGUUGUUGCCGCU
Molecule: messenger RNA, 1337 nt
Organism: Drosophila takahashii
Lineage: Eukaryota; Metazoa; Arthropoda; Insecta; Diptera; Drosophilidae
Source: RefSeq, a predicted model, not a curated record